Messenger RNA from Dothidotthia symphoricarpi CBS 119687, 1651 nucleotides. RefSeq names its product Clavaminate synthase-like protein. Gene Ontology annotation, molecular function: dioxygenase activity. The transcript has 2 exons. Bases 52 to 1215 code for a protein of 387 amino acids. The record is from RefSeq and is a predicted model, not a curated record. NCBI's taxonomy places the organism in Eukaryota, Fungi, Ascomycota, Dothideomycetes, Pleosporales, Dothidotthiaceae.
CUAACACGAGCCUCCCAAGCAUCCCAAGACAACAACCAAACAACAGAAACCAUGGCAACAGCAGAUUCAAUAACUCCUUGCGUGGCUGAUACAACGACGUUCGACGAAGCCCGUAAAGGCGCGUCAGCCUAUCUGCAGUCGAGACUUGCUGCCAAAGGCCAGACUGGCGACGAGGACUUCAAGCUUCCAAUAAUCGAUCUUGCACCCUCGUUCUCCUCGUCUCUUGCAGAUCGUCAAGCAGUCGCUGACGAGAUACUCGAGGCUUGCACCACUUCUGGCUUUUUCUAUAUAAAGAACCAUGGAGUUACGGAGGGUUCGCGUAGCCGUGUUCUUCAACAAGCUCGACGCUUCUUUGAUGAGCUUAACUCAAAACAGAAGGGAGAACUGCAUACCAGAAAAAGCAAGUUGGGCCUCGGAUAUGAGCCCAGUGAGUAUACCUCGAUCGCUGGCGAUCAGGAGUUGAAAGAAUGCUUCAACUUUGCGUAUGAGGAAGGAUUUGACAAGACUGGAGGAGAUGGGCUUUAUCGCAAUUUGGAUGGGUCGAAAUACAAUGGAAACUUAUGGCCGAAGGAGGAGGAUCUUCCAGGAUUCUAUGAAGUGAUUAAGGAAUACUACGGCGCUGUACUUGAUCUUGCACGCCAUCUUUUCCGCCUCUUCGCGCUCUCGCUCUCACUUCCAGAAACAUAUUUUGACCACAUGACCACGCAUCCAGGUGGAAUCGCCAGAUUGCUCUACUAUCCACCUCCUAAGAAUCCACAGCCCCUCGCAUCACCGAGCGAACAAAUUGGCCUAGGGGCCCACUCAGACUACGAGUGCUUCACCCUGCUUCUCACCUCCGCAACACCUGGCCUAGAAAUUCUCAAGCCAUCCGGGGAGUGGCACGUUGCGUCCCAUGUGCCCGACACGUUUCUAACGAAUAUUGCUGAUUUCAUGAUGAGAUGGACAAACGGACUUUACAAGAGUACCGUGCACCGAGUAGUAAACAGAGGCGCCGAGGCGAGGUACAGUGUGCCGUUCUUCUUCUCUGUGAAUUACGAUACGGUUGUCGAGACGCUGCCUACCUGUCUGAAGGAGGAUGAGAAGAGCAAAUGGAAGCCGAUCCGAGCCGGGGAGUACAUUCUUGAGAGGCUAAAUGCUACGACGAAAGAUGGGGCGGGGUUCUUGGAGAAUGAGGCGGUUUUCGACAAGCAGAAAGAGGAAAACGAGUCAGAGUAGAGGAGAUAAAUCGCGUGAUUUCUCGAUCUAAAUUAUAGCAAGGUAGGACUUGUUGUGUUGCCCGGUCGUAUCUGUGCUCCGAUGUUGCAUUUCACCACCCGUGUUUUGCUGUUCGCCACUUCUGUGCGCUCUCCAGAGCGACUUCUUGUGUGUUUCUUACGCUGUUAUGAAAGAGUAACAGUAUCCGAUUUACCCCUCGGGAUAGAGAGAUUAGGUCCUCAACUCUCGCAAGUCACUCAUGAUCAGGAAUUAAGAUUACGUCCUAUACGAACGCAGGUCGGCUUAUUCACUUGAUCACAACAACAGUCGCCCUCUUUCUGACACUCAUCCCUUUACUUUCCAGGUCCAUAUCUCUGGAUCUUCGAAAACGCCGCUUAUGGACCAGGUAGCCAAUAGGAAGAACAAAUAUUUUUCUUGUACCAAGUUACCAAGCGAG